Messenger RNA from Dothidotthia symphoricarpi CBS 119687, 2808 nucleotides. RefSeq lists its product as uncharacterized. The transcript has 4 exons. Gene Ontology annotation, biological process: positive regulation of transcription by RNA polymerase II. Gene Ontology annotation, molecular function: transcription cis-regulatory region binding; DNA-binding transcription factor activity, RNA polymerase II-specific; zinc ion binding. NCBI's taxonomy places the organism in Eukaryota, Fungi, Ascomycota, Dothideomycetes, Pleosporales, Dothidotthiaceae. The record is from RefSeq and is a predicted model, not a curated record. Gene Ontology annotation, cellular component: nucleus. Bases 285 to 2501 code for a protein of 738 amino acids.
GCAAUGUCAUGGCGACUCAGGAUGAUGCAACUAGGGCAAGGAAGAAGGCUUUUGCCAAUUCUCUCAGGGCCUCCUUAGAUUGUGACGGCGGAUCCGCUGGCGCGAACCAUGCUUAGACCCCGCAUGAAUACAGGAAGAAGGCUGCGUCGCCCACCACGCUGAUAGAUAUAGCCCAGCACCCACCGACUCAUGUGGGUGUUUCCUCAUACCCACCGGUUUGACACAAGACUCUCGUGACCUGAGUUGUCUAGACAGACCCACACAGAUCAUCUUCCUUUUUCAACAUGCGUUCACGAACUGGAUGUCUCACAUGCCGCCAGCGGAAGCUGAAGUGCGACGAGAAGAAGCCUGUGUGUGGACAAUGUACCAAGGCUUCGAGGGAAUGUAUCCCAAGCUCUGGGAUAGUCUUUCGUCACCAACACAAUGCCUCCAUGAAUGGCGAUGACUCGGGGGACGAAAACUCAUUGAAGGGAUUCUACGCAUACAAGAACACAUUCGAGAAUGACACCAUAUGGCUAGACAUUCCCAGAAGUGUGACCUUCAUCAACACCACCAACCCAUACCUUGAUCCUUGCACACCGGACUUCGAGACCAUGUCCAUCGCUUCCAUGGACUCGCCGGCUCCCUUUGAGCCCCGUUCAUUUGCUUCAUGGUCUACCCCUGGCAACAUUCAAUCAAUCACUAGUACACCUUUAACUCUAGAUCCAAUGAGUAUGCCUAUGUGCUACUCACCAGAGCUCGAUGCAUUGCCAUUAUUGAUGCAAUCACCUCCAACAUCCGUUCCAAAUUCUACAGUAGGAACACCUAUCUCACCACCGGCCUCACUAUGCAACCGCCGCACGUACCCAAUUAUGGACCACUCAAGGUCUAUGACGCCACCAGCUAUUGAUCCACGUCUUACCUCAUCCUUCGAGUUCUCCGCAGAGCAGCUGCCGCAUAUGCCACGAUCAAGCUCGCGACGGUCCCCGCCUCGCUCAGACUUUGAGUCAUUGGCAGAACAGGAUCACGAGAUUGCUUUCCUAUUACGGUGGUUUUCAGAAGGCCCUGGAUACUGGAUGGAUCUUUUCGACCUAGGGACAUACUUCGCGUCUUAUGUACCAGUAAAGGCACGUGAUAACCCAUUACUUAAAUACGCAGCUGUCGCUUGUGCCGCUAAGGCUCUCGCCCGUGUGCAAGGGCACAAGCCUGUCAUGGGAGGUAGUGUAGCCUGUCAAGCUCGGAUGGAAUUAUACCCUGAUGCACAAUUCGUCGACUGGAAACACAAAGCAGCAGUAUAUUACGACAACGCUGUCUCUCUGCUCCUACAAGCCCUGAGGAUGGAUGCUACCGUUGCGUUCAAUGAUUCGGACUACGAAUAUGAGCGGUACAGUGGCGAUUCAACAUUUGGAUCGGACGGGCCAACCCCUAAACGACGUAAGACUUUGAGCACUCCCUCGUUUGUUUCUAGCACAGACGAGUUAUUGGCAGCCUCGGCCAUUCUAUGUGUCUACGAAUCCCUGGACACUUCAGUCUCUGAGUGGGCCAAACACCUGAACGGAGCCAAAUCUCUCCUUGUAAUGACACAGGAACGAAUGAUGCCCCAACAGAUGCCAUCUCCAUCUUCAACGAUUUCUUCGAUGACCCCCAGUUCCAUGUCCAAGGCCCGAAGGGCGACUUUCUGGAAUAUUGCGAGACAGGAUAUGCUCGCAGCUUUAAUCAACAAGACACAUACACGACUUGACACUGAAGACAUGUCGCUAUGGAGAGAGGCAGGCCUGCUUAUCGACGAUCAGGGAUUCAUCAUUCCUAGCAACGCAGCCGAGAGCGGUUACCCUGAAGAUGACGAUCAUAUGAUGAAAGAAGAUCUCAUCUCCAAUGCCUUGGUCUGGCUCAUGGCCAAGCUAGUCAAUUUCAUCGCUGCUGGUGACGAAAUCCCGGGCAACACGGGAAUGACUUGGGCUGGAAUUACCCAACAAACUCUUCUGGACUAUUGGCACCACCUGCAAAAACAGUUCCAGAUUUGGCAUGACGGAUUGCCAGUCACUUUCAGGCCCUCGGCUAGGGUCAACCCUGCGCUCACGCCAGGACAACUCCUCAAGGGAGACAACAAAGCCAUGUUUCCCGAGGUGUGGUACAGCAUUCCGAUGUGUGCUUCGACCAUGCAGACCUACCAUAUGAGCCAAAUCCUUCUAUUCAUGAAUAAGCCACAAGAGUCAACUCAGGGGCGUAGCACAGUAUGCACUCGCCUCAACUCCUAUCAAUCUGUUCUUUCUGCUUGCCAGAAGCAUAGCUACGAGAUUGUGGGGAUUUCGCUUGCUCGUUCCGACGAAGCGGUCCGCAUUCACUCUAUCCAGCCCUUGUUCACCGCUGGGCAAUGUCUCAGCAAUUCUCGAGAACGCCAGGUGGUGGUCAACCUCCUUCACGACGUAGAAUCAGAUAUCGGCUGGGCAACAGAUUACCGAGUGCGACAGCUUAUUGAACAAUGGCAAUGGGAGGAACAACAAGGCAUUUUCGCGCCUUGAGCGACGUACAUCGGCCCUUUUCACCCAUUUACUGGGAGAUCAUUAUCACGUCACUUUGAGUUUUCAUGCGGUCCAUCCGGUUUGCAACAGAUACCCGCUUCUUUGGGGUUUCACCAGUUUGUUUUUUAGACGUACAUCAGCAUCGCUUGCCUGGAAUUUGGAGUUGCAUCGGUUUCCUUGAAAUUCAGGACCGAACCGGUUAGACAUCAUUUCGACGGAGUUUGAAGAAAUCUGAACGGGUUGGCAGCAUUUAGUCAUAUGAUAUCCCACGUAGUCACAGCAUGAUAGAACAACAUUUCAACACAAC